UUUCUCAUAAAUCAUUUUAUUACCAAAAAUAAAACCAUGAAUUACAAUCUUGAAGAUCACUAAGGUUAAAUUGAAUAUAAGAGACAAUAGAUGAAUUUAACCUGGUAAUCUAAUUAAUCUGCGUGUAAAAGGCUCUAACAUUACCGUCAUAAAAAAAAUUAACUAACAUUUAUCAUAUAAUAUUAAUUAAUUUGUUGAGCUGAAAAAUUUGGUUGAAUUUUUUAUAGUGAUUUUAUUACACAAAACAAGGGCUGCUUUAUUACCCACUGCAGCUGCUUUAUUCUUUUUAAUACUACUGCAGCUGUUUUAUUAGGCUAGUGGGCUGGUGAUAUGAAGUGGAGAAUGGUUAUUGGAUGUUUAAUUAACUGCAUAAAGGGAAUUUAUCAAAAAGUGGAGCCCAUAGACCACUUUCAUGGCCAAUUUUUGACUUAAAACCCACUGCAGCAGGCCAACAACUUUAUUUUUUUUUUUAAUUUUGCUUAGCUGCUCUAUUACUGCUUUAUUAAUUUUGCUGCCAUUUGUCAACUGCUCUAUUAUUGUUUUGACAAUUUGACUUGUUUGACUGAAUUAUUAUUCUAUUUUUUCUUUGUAGUAAGUUGUAUUUUCUUAAUGGCACAAAAAAAGGAUCCAGCUUGGGCAUAUGGAAUUGCCAUGGGAAGUAACACAAAAAUCAAAUGUGUUUAUUGUGAUAUGACAUAUAAUGGCGGAAUAUUUCGUCACAAGAAGCAUCUUAUUGGUGGUUAUAAAGAUGUUAAAGUGUGUCCAAAGGUCCCGAAUAGUGUGAAGGAAGAAAUAAAUGAGUAUUUUACGAAAAAAAUGAAUUUAAAACUCAAAUGAAUCCUGAAGCAUCCAUGGUUAAUCUUGUUGAUAAUGAUGAAAUGGAUGAUGAAGUUGAAGUGAAUAUGCCAAUGGGACCUCCCUCAAAAAAGAAACCUUCAACUAGUGAAAGUGGGUCAUCCACCACUAGCAAUGUCAAAGGUCCUCUUAAUCUCUAUUUCUCGCAAAAACCAAAUGAAAAGAGAAAAGGUGGACCUAUUGAUCUAGAGGCUUCUAGCAAGAUUUUAAGGGAUCGUGCUGUAUCAUCUUUUGCUAGGUGGAUGUAUGAUGCAGGAUUGCCUUUCAAUUGUGUUAACUACACCGAAAGUUUUGGUGAAUUCAUUGAGGCCGUAGGCCAAUAUGGCCCUGGAAUGAAGCCCCCUACCUAUCAUGAGGUAAGAGUUCCUUGUUUAAAAAAAGAGGUGGAAAAGACAAACAAAAUUGUAGAAGAUCAUAAGGUUCAAUGGAAAACGUAUGGUUGUUCCAUUAUGAUGGAUAAAUGGACAGCAAGGAAUGGGAAAAUGAUCAUCAAUGUUUUGGUGAAUUCUCCAAAAGGGAGUGUGUUCCUUGAAUCUCAUGAUGCUAGCGACUCUUCUACUGAUUCUAAUAAGAUGUUUAACUUGUUUGAGAAGACUGUCUUGAAAAUAGGCAAGGAAAAUGUGGUACAAGUUGUGAUCGAUAACGCAAGUGAGAACAAAAAAGCGGGUGACAUGUUGAAGGAAGUGUUCCCGCAUAUUUUCUGGACUCCUUGUGCUGCUCAUUGUAUCAACUUGAUGUUUGGUGACAUUUUUCAAAGAGGCCCCGUAUUCUACAGUCAUUAUUUUGAGCUUUUGGGCUGAAGUGCACUACAAUUCAAUCUAUCCACAGGGAGAGUAUCCCGCUGGAGAAACAAGAAAAAGAAA
Solanum dulcamara is the source of this 1718-nucleotide messenger RNA. RefSeq names its product OVARIAN TUMOR DOMAIN-containing deubiquitinating enzyme 9-like. The record is from RefSeq and is a predicted model, not a curated record. Gene Ontology annotation, biological process: protein deubiquitination. Gene Ontology annotation, molecular function: cysteine-type deubiquitinase activity. Bases 834 to 1655 code for a protein of 273 amino acids. The transcript has 3 exons. NCBI's taxonomy places the organism in Eukaryota, Viridiplantae, Streptophyta, Magnoliopsida, Solanales, Solanaceae.